AUGUCGGACGACUCAUCUAUCAAGCCGUCUGCCGAGCCAGACGUUGCUGCCGCUCUCCCGGACUCACAGGAAUGCUCCGCUCCAGCGGAACCCAUACCAUCUAAAGUCCCUGCCGAUUCAGAUCCAUCUGAUAUCCUUCUACCAUUCGAGUCCCAGGAGGUGCCACAGGCUACCGAGACAUCCCUCGAUCAGCCGUCGGGUGUUCCCGGACUCGGUGAUGCUACCACCGACCUAGAAAACUCGGAAUUCUUGACCCUCCUAGAGUCAAAUCCCCCUCAAGCAUCUGAGCAGGAUGCACCGGAAGCUGCUCCUGUGACUGCUGAUGAUACUGAAGAUGUUGUCGAGCCCACAUUGUCACAAAACUCUCAACAAAAUGUCCCGGAGGUCACACUGACGGUGGAAGAUGCAACUUUAGCUGACAAUAGCGACUCAACACAGACCGAGGAACAAUCGGCAGCUCAACCGUCUGAGGAGCAGCCAAGUGUGCUUUCCAGGUCUAAUACCGCCGACUUACUUUCACGAGAUGAUAUUGUCUCAAGGACCAAUUCGUUUCCUGUUGUUGAUUCGACCAACGAACAGGCCCAGACCACGACAGCUGCACCUCCAGUUAACAGUUCCACCGAAUCGCAGCACGAUACAAAUAGCUACAUUUCCCAUGGUCCUCUCGCAGAAUCAACUGCUAAUUUGGAGAACAACCAUGUUACAUCAUCCUGGAAUGACGAUAUCGAUAACGAGGCUGAAGGUGAAGACUUUUUCGAUCAGGUCAGCACCCAGACCAAGCCAAUCUAUAUCCCACCUGAGUUUGCGGAGUCGAGGUUCGAGGAAGGACUGCCGCUGGUUGAAAACGGUGACCAGGACGAUGAGGAACAAAUUUCACGGCCUAAAAAACAAAAUGCCCUUGACUCGGUUUUUGGCCAGGAUAUGGCUACGGAUGAAGCGGGCUUUUUUAGCUCAAACUUGUCGGAUAAUGCACAGCCGUCAGAUACACCACCAACACUUCACCGGAAACAGACUUCACAAGUGCUAGACUCACUAAGAAUAGAUGAUGCAUUUCGGGGAGACGAGUCUCCUAUCGAGCCGCGCCAGUCCUCUGACGAGCAGCAUCCUACCUCAGAAGUUAUGGAUGGACAUCAGGCUUCCAACGCUGAUGUAACCCCUGCUGAAACAUUAGAUGAAAACGAGCUUGCAGAGCGUUGGAAAGCAGCUCUUGAUGAUGAUUUACUUGAUGAUGAGCUCCUUGAUGACGACCUACUCGAUAAUGAUAAUGCAGCCCCGCAGGAAAAUGAAACAUCACCAGCUCCAGUCCCAUCCCAACGCUAUACGCCCGGCAUUUCGACACAAUUACCUCAAGCUCGUCCUGCACUAACCCCAAUCAAUCCGUACGCUCCCCACCAGCCAUCAUCUUCGUCAAUGAUGGAGGGCAUAGCUCCUGCUCUCUAUGGAGAACAUGCGCAACCCAUUAGCCCGGUCGCCGGGUCUGCGGAGAGUUUCUCAAACCAACCAAAGGCUGGAUACAAAUCUCCUUAUGAUCUGCCCGAUGAUUUACAGCCAAAGCGUCGAAUCGCUCCACGGUCUGCGUCUAAUAUCAGCCAGCCAUUUCAAUCAACCCCAGAUUCCCGGCCUUCUAGCUCAUAUAGCGCAGCACCGGCACCGACACCAACCAACCCUUAUGCACCUCAGCCUCAGCCUCAGCCUCAAGCUCAGCGACCAGCGGCUCCUAAUAACUUUUUCGAGGAGCUUCCAAUAACUUCACGGUCAAGGCCAUCGACAAGAGGAAGAUAUGCUCCUCCGCCUGCGGAAACUAGUCGGCAGGCGGGCCCCGCGCCUUCGCAGCAUAAUGAACCUCAGCCUCAGGGGCAGUAUGGAUUGCAGGCACCUCCAAGAAUGGAUCCUUACGCAAACGUCCCAGCUCCUGCUGGACCAGUUGCACCGAAGUCAGCAACACAAUACUCUUCCAGGCCCACCGGGAAGCCUGCAGUAUCUGGGCGUUACUCUCCAGCUCCUCUUUCGAGCAGUGCACCCAACCACACAUACAUGCCAAAUCAUCCGGGAGUUACACUACCUUUCCAGCCAAGAACUUCGAGCCCGCUGGCACAACAUGAUUCUAGCCACGUUAGGCCUCAGGUUUAUCCAGAAACUCCCCGUGAAGGUUCUUUUGGUAACCAGGAGUCAUCUCAGCAUCUGUCUCCUCCAACUGCCCACAAUGACUUUGGGCAACGGAAUUAUGCUCCAAUCGCAAAUGCUAUAUCGUCUCCACCGUCUAGCAUGCCACCGCCUUCUGCUCCUGUACGAAUGUCUCCGCCGCGCAGAUCACAAACUCAGUCCCCUGGGAGGCGAGUUUACAGUCAGGGGCACCCAUCUGUACUACAGGAUAAUUCCCAAAGGCCUGCAUCUGCUCAUGCUCCCAGUGGCCCUGCUCCGGCUUCUCACUUCCCCCUUGCCCGCGCUAUGACGACCGAUUCACAUCCGGCACCUAGUAUUGAUUUCAUUCCUCCAGCUGACAACCACAGCCUUGAUCAGCUAGAACGUUGGAAAGGCGCUCCGAUUAUUAAGUUUGGCUUCGGCGGAUCUUUAAUUACUUCGUUUCCAAAGCGUGUUCCUCUAUACUCAACCGGGCAGCCCGCACCCCGUAUGAAACCCGUUCCAGGUGAAAUCAAAUUGCGCUCUUUCAACGAGGCCAUUCCCGAGGCUGUGAUGCCCUCUAAAUUCCCUGGCCCACUAAAGUCUAAAUCCAAAAAGAAAGAGGUUAUUACUUGGUUAUCAAGCAUGAUUUCUAGUUUCGAACAUGAGGACCCGCAAGGUCUCGUCAGCCUCACUCAGGGAGAAUACCAGACGAAGGUAGAAAAAAUCAUGCUCUGGAAGGUUCUUAAGACGCUCGUUGAGCACGACGGCGUCCUUCGAGGGGUUCCGGAGGCAGAUAAGAGUCUCCGUAGCAUUCUGUCACCAAUCACCCAACAGGAUGAUCAAGGAGCAGCUACCUUGGGUUCAACCAAUGCACUCUAUGGCAAGGAAGAGCCAGGCAAUGUUAGCCUAAACGCAAUCCAGCAUAACUUGCUCCUCGGUGAACGUGAAAAGGCUGUAUGGGAUGCUGUUGAUCAUCGACUAUGGGGUCAUGCCAUGCUACUCUCUUCAACGUUAAAUCCAUCUGUUUGGAAGCAGGUUGUUCAGGAGUUCAUUCGUCGUGAAGUACGAUCCGUGGGUGAAAAUACUCAAUCCCUUGCUGCGCUUUAUGAGGUAUUGGCCGGUAACUUCGAGGAGAGUGCCGAUGAACUAGUCCCUCUAUCUGCACGAGCUGGUUUGCAGAUGGUCAAUACCCGUACCGGCCAGGGUCCCACUGGAAACGCGCUUGAUGGGCUCAACAAAUGGCAAGAGACCUUGAGUUUGAUUUUGAGCAAUCCUAGUGCCCAAGAUGACCAGGCUAUAUUAGCACUGGGCAGGUUGCUUUCGUCUUAUGGAAGAGUAGAGGCCGCCCAUAUUUGCUUCCUGGUUGCUAGAUCUAGCACCAACCCCAUAUUUGGAAGCGUUCAGGACCCAAAUGCUUAUAUCGCCCUCAUUGGAGCUGACCACAAACGAUAUCCAUUCACCUAUAUGACUGACUCCACUACAUGUUUGCUCACUGAGGUAUACGAAUUCGCUACUUCUGUCUUGACAGCUACGCCAUCACAUGUCAUACCUCACUUGCAGGCUUUCAAGCUUCAACAUGCGAAGACUCUCGCUGAGACAGGCCACAGAUCCGAGGCCCAGCAGUAUUGCGAAGCAAUUGGCGCUCUCCUGAAAACAGCAACCAAACUCUCGCCACACUAUAACCAACGAUUCUUCAUUGAGUUGGAAGAGCUUUCAAAUCGUCUCCGCCAAUCACCCGGUGAUUCAGCGUCGUCUUGGAUGUCGAAACCCAGCAUGGAGAAGGUUUCUGGCUCAAUGUGGGCUAAAUUCAAUAGCUUCGUUGCUGGUGACGACUCUAGCCCUGAUUCUACUGAUCCGUCUAAGACUCAUGAAGACCAGGGCCCAUUUGCAAACAUUGUUGGGACACCACCAAUCGGUCAUUCACCCGGAGGACCUGAAUCGUUCGGUUCAUAUUUCCCUACACACCAACAGCAACCAGUCCCUAUUCCUACCUCGAACUCUCGGUAUGCGCCCAACAAUCAAUACGCGCAAUUUUCAUCUCCGGAUCAGCUUCGUGGCCGUCGCUCUCUAGACUCACAGCGCUCUCCCUCGCAAGGCGCAGCUGCUCGGUCAUACUCACAGAGGCGACAUUCCCAAGACCCUUCUACGGGGUAUGAGAGUAAUUACACCCCACUCACAGCUGGCAAUCCUUACACUCCGUCUGUGGCGGCUCCUCAAGCUACUUCACACUCCACGCCAUUACCCGCCCACUCGCCCCUUGCCCCUGUUGAGGAAGCUAGCUCGUCUUUGGCUCCAAGCACGACCUCGGAGCAAGCUCCUGGGCUAGGCAUGUCGGCUCCUGGACCCAGUUCAUUCCAGCCAGCCUAUCAACCCACUAAUUCUACCUACUCUCUUCCCACGCAAGGUUCCCAGGGAGGAUACGAACCUCCAUCUGAUGGCGGAUACCAACCCCCAUCUUAUGAACCACCGUCUUACGAACCACCUGCCGAUGAACCUGAGUCCCCAGAUAGUGAAGAGGCUGAGGAGAGGAAGCUCAAACCAAAGAAGAGCUUUAUGGACGAUGAUGGUGAUGAUCAUUAUAUUGGCAAAGGAGCCGCCGCAGCCACAAAUGGAGUAGAAACGGAUAGGGGACGCAGAGAUCGAGAAGCAGCCGAGCUUGUUAGGAAAGCUGCCGAAGAAGAUGCCAAACGUCCACCGUCGGAUGCAAAGAAGGGCUGGUUUACUGGCUGGUUUGGGAAGCGAGAGCCAAGCGCUUCUGGCGGCCCUAUCCGAGCCAAGUUAGGAGAACAGAGCUCUUUUUACUUUGACGAGGACCUUAAGCGGUGGGUUAACAAGAAGGACCCGAACAGUGCCACGUCCUCCACCUCUGCCUUACCACCUCCACCAAAGGGCUCAGCUGCGGGCAGCCGGUCUGCCAGUGCUGAACAACGCCCGCCGACCUCAGCGUCUAUCGCCAGCGCACCUGACGCAGUCCCCAUUCCAUUGGCUAGACAAUUUUCAGCUCAGGGUGGUCCCAAUUCACCAUAUGGCUCUGCCCCUCCAUCGUCAUCGCUGGGAGUUCCUCUUCCCGGAGGUACUCCACCUUUGACUCCAUCUUCAAGACCUGGAACUGCCCUGAGCCAUGCAAGUUCCAUUGAUGAUUUACUUGCAGCACCAUCCACCAAAAAGGGAGGUACCCUGAAGGGGCGUAAGAAAGGUCGAUAUGUUGAUGUUAUGGCAAAUUCUUGA
This is a messenger RNA of Nannizzia gypsea CBS 118893, 5352 nucleotides long. RefSeq names its product COPII coat assembly protein SEC16. The coding region runs from base 1 to 5352 and encodes 1783 amino acids. NCBI's taxonomy places the organism in Eukaryota, Fungi, Ascomycota, Eurotiomycetes, Onygenales, Arthrodermataceae. The transcript has 2 exons. Gene Ontology annotation, biological process: Golgi organization; COPII vesicle coat assembly; autophagy. Gene Ontology annotation, cellular component: ER to Golgi transport vesicle membrane; endoplasmic reticulum exit site. The record is from RefSeq and is a predicted model, not a curated record.